This is a messenger RNA of Pelagomonas calceolata, 439 nucleotides long. The record is from the annotation of a GenBank genome assembly. Lineage: Eukaryota; Pelagophyceae; Pelagomonadales; Pelagomonadaceae.
GAGUCUUGUCCGGUGCGGCGCACCGGACGCCGCGCUCAGAGCCCUUCGAACGGGUCGCUGCUCGGCGCCUUGUUCAUUGCUGAUGGUGUCGGCGGCGCGUCGGACGCCAUCGCGGCCAUCGAGCCCUCCUUGGGCGCGGUUUGUGGCGCGUCCUUUUUCAUCUGCUCGAGGCUCGCGAGGACGUCGUCCUCCGUCACUGAUACCUUGUUCACUCUUUGCGCUGGUUCGGCCGGCUUUUGCACGGCGGGCGCGGCCAUGGCUUGGAGGAAAUCGCUGCUGGACAUGCUUGUCGUGUGAGAGGUUCAGAUCUUUGGGCUGCACUUGACUGUGAGAUGCUUGUGUCGCGUGCGCCGCUCAGAGCCUGUGGGCUGCACUCGUGUGUGCGGAGGUUACGCGUGCUGUGGGCUGCUGUGCGUGGUUGCAGCUGCUAGGCGUGAUC